AUGGCUAUCCCGAAGGCACCAUCAGGCUACCAUAGCUUUCUUUUUUCGGCUACACUCAUUCUUUGUUAUCACAUCACCUCCGCAGUCGCACUCGAGCGCUCUUACACGCAGUAUCAACAGUUCUUCCCCGCCUGGGAUGGCCUCAUCAAAGAUCAGCUUCGGAUGAACUGCACCGAGCCUCUUGGAAAAUACCAAAACAAAUCAAACACGAUGCGGCAAGCCGGAUACAGCGUGAUAGGAUGCAUCUUAGAAACCAUGCCUGAGUAUCGCAAGGCUGAACUUGCUUCCGCUGCUGUGAUCCUCGGUCUCGCGCCCUCAGUGCUCCAGUUGAUGAGCGCUUCUUAUCUCGAUACUGCUGUGCUGGCCUAUCGUCGUCCCGGACUUGCCUUUUUGCUGUCCAUGGCCAGUUCUGGAGUACGUCCUCUUACAGCAACAGAACACGAUGAUUUUGUAACUACAAUGGGUACCGACCCUUUCCAUACCAACUUUGGUAAACCGAGGUCGUUCUGGAUACCCACAGUCGUGUCUAUGCUGGAAUAUCUAGUUGCCAUUGGGGCUGUUGCAAAUAAUGCCUACCUUGCAUACCAGCUUAGCACUUGGGCAGUUUGCACAUUCGCGCCAGCUGAGGACUUUCUCCCUGCAGUAUGGACUGCUGCAGCUCUGGCAAUACAUCUUGGUGGAUAUCUCGCAGCAAGAUUGAGAAUCAUUGUUCAAGGAGGAGACGGAAGAGCCAGGGCAAACCGGGGAGGGAAACUGUGGCAUGGAAUCUCGACUGAGCUCACGCCGACGCCCUGGCAGGGCAGACUUGAAGUGAAAACGACCGACAAACACAAUGGCUGGUUUCUGGUACUGGUGUCUGUUCUUUACGUAGGAGAUGCGCUGCAGGCAUUCUUUGGGACUCUUGUUCUUUCAAGCUUGGUCUUUAUCAGCGUUAGAGACUCAGCGAUCAUUGUUAUUCGGUUGAUGGCAAGUGCGCUUUUUGCGAGGGGAAUUCUGAUUUAUGAACUUGCGGGGUUCAGGGCAGAUAGGGAGGGGAACGGCCCGUCUGAGAAACCUCUGUACUCAUCUGUUGAAUUAUAG
This is a messenger RNA of Fusarium sp. VM40, 1080 nucleotides long. NCBI's taxonomy places the organism in Eukaryota, Fungi, Ascomycota, Sordariomycetes, Hypocreales, Nectriaceae. The record is from the annotation of a GenBank genome assembly.